UCAUCCAUAUCCUCUCUUUGGUUUUAAAUUAUAUUUAUAAACACCAACGAGAGGAUUAGCCUUGUUAUAUUUCACUAUCAUCUUUAGCAUUCCCUUUUUCCUUUAAGAAAUUUAUCGGAAAAAGGGCCAAAAAAACAGAAACUUGAAAUUACCAAAGAAAAAAAGAAAGAAAGAAAAAAGCAAAGAUGGUAGGGAAAAUAGUGGUUUCAUUGGUAUCUUUGAUUCUUUUAGUAGGUGUAAUUGUAGGAGUUGUAGUUGUUGUACACAAAAAUGGAGAUAACGAUGAUGAUAAAAGCACCAAAGUUCAAAUGAAAAAAGUUGACGAAUUUUGUCAACCUACAUCAUUUAAAGAUGCAUGUGUACAAAGUCUUGAUAAAGUUGCAUCUAACGAUUCUGCUACAAUUAAAGACUAUAUUAUGGCUGCUUUUGAAUAUACUGUACAAGAGAUCAAGAAAUCUUUACAUGAAACUGGAAAAACCAAUGUUAAUAAGGAAAGUGAUCCUUACAAUCACAUGGCAGUAGAAGAUUGCAAAGUACUAUUGGAAGAUGCAAUUGAAGAACUCGAAUCCACGCUUAAAGUGGUUAACGAGAACGAAAUGAAGUCCCUGAAUGAUAAAGUCUACGACAUUCUGAAUUAUGUCAGUGCUGUUUACUCUUAUCAGAGCGAGUGUAUAGAUUCCAUUGACAAGCCUGAGUACAAAUCCGCCAUUGAAAAAUACCUUGUCAACUCCACGCAAUUGAGUAACAAUGCCAUUGACAUUGUAGCUAAGAUUUCAUCUGCUCUCCAAUCCUCGGACUUUCAAAUUCCUGAUGGUCUUUUAAACCGAAAACUUCUUGAAGCAAAUUACCAAAUUGGUCAUGACAAUUACCCUACAUGGUUUCCUGUUGCUGACCGUAAGCUUUUGGCUAACACCCCAACUCCUCAUGCAGUAGUUGCACAAGAUGGAAGUGGACAAUUUAAAACAGUUUCUGAUGCUCUUAAAGCAUACCCUCAAAAACAUCAAGGCAAAUACAUAGUAUAUGUCAAGGCUGGUGUUUAUAACGAACAAGUCCUUGUCGAUAAGAAACAACCGAACGUGUUUAUCUUUGGAGAUGGCGCGGGGAAAACAAUCAGAACUUCAGACAAAAAUGUCGCAAUCUUGAAAUUCACCACCAUGAAUUCUGCUACAUUUGGUGUUAACGCACCAGGGUUUGUUGCCAAAGGAAUUACAUUCCGAAACACAGCUGGUCCAAAAGGACAACAAGCCGUGGCACUCAGAAUACAAGGUGAUCAAUCUGCAGUUUUCGACUGCAACAUUGAAGGCUACCAAGACACCUUAUACUAUCAAAGCAAACGUCAAUUCUAUCGCAAUUGUGUCAUAUCAGGCACGAUCGAUUUCAUCUUUGGCAGGGGCACGGCUGUUAUCCAAGAUUCCACCAUCAUUUUGAGAAAACCAGGGGAUGACCAAAAAUGGAAUACAAUCACAGCAGACGGUAGGGAAGUGCAGUCACAACCAACAGGAGUAGCAUUACAAAAUUGCAAAAUCGUCGCAGAAAAGGAACUCAUCGAUACUAAAAUCGUCGAGAAUUUCUUGGGACGUCCAUGGAAGGCGUUAUCGACGAAUGUAGUAAUGGAGAGUGAAAUUGGAAGUUUCAUUAAGCCAGAAGGAUGGAUGAUAUGGGAUAAAAAACAUUAUGAGGAAACAUGUGAAUGUUAUGAAUAUGCUAAUAGAGGACCUGGUGCUGUUACAAAUGCAAGGAACAAGGUUUUCAAGAAAUUUAAAGUACUUAGCCCGCAGGAAGCAACUAAAUAUACUGCUGGUGCUGUUUGGUUUCAAGGAAAAGAAUGGUUGCCUGCUACUGGUGCACCUUUUUACCUUGGUCUAGGUGGAAAAUAAAGCAAGAAAUUAUAUUCAUUAGAGCAAGGUGAUAUCCUGUUGUACUCCUGAGGACCAAGUCCACAGAUAAGGAUUUUCUUAGCCUUUGUUUUCUUGUCCAUCAUUCUGAAAUCUGCUGCUGCAUAUUCAGAAGGGUCUUUGGGAACAACUACAUUUUGCCCAUUUUGUUUAGUCGAAGUUAGUGGACCUUGAGUCACUAUGGUCCAUAGUUCAUAGUCUUUAGCCGUCAAGGAAUCUUCUAUUCUUGCUUUCCACCAAUUGCUGUAUUUUCCAUUAUACAGGGGUGGUCUAGUAUUUGACUAUUCUUCGUUAAUUCCAAGUGGAGCACUCAUUUUACUUUCGAGAUCUCUCUAGGUGUUUACCGGGUGUGAGAGAACCCGAUUUGAUACCAAUUAUUAGUUUGAGUUCCUUUAUGGAUUACUAAAGAACUUGGUUCGU
Messenger RNA from Nicotiana attenuata, 2315 nucleotides. Its product is annotated as pectinesterase-like. Gene Ontology annotation, molecular function: pectinesterase inhibitor activity; pectinesterase activity. NCBI's taxonomy places the organism in Eukaryota, Viridiplantae, Streptophyta, Magnoliopsida, Solanales, Solanaceae. Bases 186 to 1877 code for a protein of 563 amino acids. The transcript is spliced from 2 exons. The record is from RefSeq and is a predicted model, not a curated record. Gene Ontology annotation, biological process: cell wall modification.